AUGCCGUCGCCGGACGGGGGAAACUUUCCGCUCACUAUGAUAUCCACCUUCACCACCCUCGACCAGUCUGUCUCGCUCAACGCCAUCACGCUCGACGGGCCGAUGCCGACAACGCCCAAGCUGCGAGUCCUCGACACCGUCCCCGACUCUUUCGGAUUUAACGCCCUUGUUGCCGCCAUCGCGCCCAACAUUGUCGCCUUCGCUCCGCUCAACACGAUCCGUCUCGUCUCACUCGCUCUCCCGCCGGCCUUUCCGCCGACGGUCUUGCCGCUGCCGAGCGAGCGUAUUGCCAACGAUUCCCAGCUCGUCGCGCUCACCUCGGCCGACGUCAACAACGAUGGAAUCAUUGACCUCAUCCUCAGCUGCAAGACUGUAUCUGCCGCCCAUGCGUCCGUUGUUGUCGCUAUCGCCAAGCUUGGAGCCCCUCUUUCGUGGCGCUUUGCCGUUGUCAGCAGCCCUGUCACUCCAGUCUCGAUAGCCGUCUGGCGGAGCCCCACAUCUACCGAGCCAUCUGCAUCGCUCGUCUGGCUCUCCGCUAUCCAGCCUGGUGUUGAUAACUUCAACUUUGAGCUCUUUGCCAUGCGCUUUGAUCCAACAACCAUGACACCUUCGGCCCUCACCGAGCUCUCGCCACUCGACGACGCGGGAGAGGCCACCAGCGCUGCGCUUGUUGUCUCGCCCUCGACCGACCCAGGUGCCUUUGGCUCUAUCAUUGUUGCGCGCGUCGUGGUCGAAUCAGCUACUUCGGCAAGUAGCGGUGCCUCACUCUCCGCAUUUGACUCCCUCCCUCCCAUCACCUCGUACUCGCACGCCUCCCGCGCCGCCGCAAUUGCUGGCCUUGUCAACUCAGACACCGAGCCCGACAUCGUCAUUAUUGACACCCAUCAUCAAGUCAUCACCUUGAUCAACAACAUCCAGAGCGGCGUGCAAGCCAGCCAGUUCCAGCCCAUUCUGGGCCCCACCCUCUCCGAGGACCUUGAUUUCGGCACGGGUGCCAUCCACAUCUCGCUGGCAGACGCAGAUGGCGACGGCUCCCAGGACCUCAUGCUUACUUGUCUUUCAUCGCCUACCUCCACUGGCAUCUGGUACCUGCCUAACGCAGGUGGUGGUCAGUGGAACCCACUUGUUAGCCUCGCAACGCUGCCGUUUACCAUCAUCAACGUUGUUCCCGUCUCCAUUCGAUCCGCCCUCGCCAUCGAGUACAUCGUGGCCUUGGACGAGACCAACAACGUCAACUCGCUUGUUUUUGUCUAUCAGAUCCAGGCCGGCUCGCCCGUCUUUGCCCACUGCUUCCUCCCGCCGGCACUCAACACAACAUCUGAGCUCAUUGCUCCGCUCCGUCCUCGUCACUCGCCGCUACCCUCGGACUCGGGCAUCGUCAUCGCCGCGCACUUGGGGUCAUCCUCUUAUCCUCUCUUCUGGGUCACGCUGGACCAGCUCGGCCAUGAGCGAUGA
Thecamonas trahens ATCC 50062 is the source of this 1455-nucleotide messenger RNA. RefSeq lists its product as uncharacterized. The coding region runs from base 1 to 1455 and encodes 484 amino acids. Lineage: Eukaryota; Apusomonadida; Apusomonadidae. The record is from RefSeq and is a predicted model, not a curated record. The transcript has 3 exons.